AUGUCUCGGUUCCUGGACAUGGCGGAGUUUGGAGAAGCGGCUCACUACCUCCGCCUCACCAACUUGGAGCAGCUGGCUGCCAAGGCCCAAGCUUUUGAUGGCACGAAGCGCGUUUGGAUGCCCGAUGAAACUGAAGCAUACACUGAAGUGGAGAUCAGAGAGCUGAAUGGAGACAAGACUACUGUGGAGACCAAAGACGGACGGUUUCUAAUAGUAAAAGAAGACGACCUCCAGCCAAUGAACCCUCCUAAGUUUGACAUGAUAGAGGACAUGGCCAUGUUGACACACCUGAACGAAGCAUCUGUCCUCUUCAACCUGAGGAGGAGAUACAGCAUGUGGAUGAUCUAUACCUACUCUGGUCUGUUCUGUGUCACAGUCAAUCCAUACAAAUGGCUGCCGGUCUACACUCCUGAGGUGGUGGCAGCCUACAAAGGGAGGCGCCGUGCAGAUAUGCCGCCCCACAUCUACGCCAUCGCUGACAAUGCUUACACUGACCUGCUGCAGAAUCGUGAGAACCAGUCAAUGCUCAUCACAGGUGAGUCAGGUGCCGGGAAAACAGUCAACACUAAGAGGGUGAUACAGUACUUUGCCAUCGUCGCUGCUCUAGGAGAAAAUGUGAAAAAAGGAGGAUCUUUAGAGGAUCAGAUUAUUGAAGCUAAUCCAGCUAUGGAAGCAUUUGGGAAUGCCAAAACCAUCCGCAAUGACAACUCCUCCCGCUUUGGCAAGUUCAUCAGAAUUCACUUUGGCCCAACAGGGAAACUGGCGUCUGCUGACAUCGACAUCUACCUUUUAGAAAAGUCAAGAGUUGUUUUCCAGCAACCGGGAGAGAGAAGCUACCACAUCUAUUACCAGAUUCUGUCCAAUCAUAAGCCAGAAUUACAAGACAUGCUGCUGGUGACCACCAACCCCUACGACUACCACUUCUGCUCUCAGGGUGUGACCACAGUGGAGGGCAUCAGUGACGGAGAGGAACUGAGGCUCACCGAUCAUGCCAUGGACACGCUGGGCUUCACUCCAGAGGAGAAGUAUGGCUGCUACAAAAUUGUUGGAGCCAUCAUGCACUUCGGUAACAUGAAGUUCAAGAAGAAACAGAGAGAAGAGCAGGCCGAAGCGGACGGCACAGAGAGUGCAGAUAAGGCAGCUUACCUGAUGGGCAUCAGCUCUGCUGACCUGCUGAAAGGCCUGUUGAAUCCUCGAGUGAAAGUGGGAAAUGAGUUUAUUGUUAAAGGACAGACUGUAGAACAGGUGAACUAUGCAGUGGCCGCCCUGGCCAAAGCCACCUAUGACCGCAUGUUUAAGUGGCUGGUGGGUCGUAUCAACUCGUCCUUAUACACUUCUUUGCCUCGUCAGUACUUCAUCGGUGUCCUGGACAUCGCCGGCUUUGAGAUCUUUGAGUUCAAUAGCUUUGAGCAACUGUGCAUCAACUACACCAAUGAGAAGCUGCAGCAGUUCUUUAACCACCACAUGUUCAUCCUGGAGCAGGAAGAGUACAAGGCUGAAGGCAUCGAGUGGACCUUCAUAGACUUUGGUUUGGACUUACAGGCCUGCAUAGACCUCAUAGAGAAGCCAAUGGGUAUUCUGUCCAUAAUGGAGGAGGAAUGUAUGUUCCCCAAGGCCACGGACCACAGCUUUAAAACUAAACUUUACGACAACCAUCUAGGGAAGUCACCCAACUUCCAGCGGCCGCGUCUGGACAAGAAGCGCAAAUAUGAGACACACUUUGAGUUGGUUCACUAUGCUGGAGUGGUGCCGUACAACAUCACAGGCUGGCUGGACAAGAACAGGGAUCCUCUGAAUGAGACAGUGGUGGCCCUCUUCCAGAAAUCCUCCAACAAACUGAUGGCUGGACUUUUUGAGAACUACGUCAGCUCUGACAUGCCUAUUGAUCCGAAGGCUGAAACCAAACAGAGGAGGAAGAAAGCAGCUUCUUUCCAAACUGUGUCACAGUUGCACAAGGAAAAUCUUAAUAAGCUGAUGGCUAACCUUCGCAGCACUCAACCUCACUUUGUGCGCUGCAUAAUCCCCAAUGAGAGCAAGAAUCCAGGUAAAACCAUGAACCCUG
Messenger RNA from Pelmatolapia mariae (spotted tilapia), 2062 nucleotides. RefSeq names its product myosin-7B-like. The annotation marks the transcript as partial. Gene Ontology annotation, molecular function: ATP binding; microfilament motor activity; actin filament binding. NCBI's taxonomy places the organism in Eukaryota, Metazoa, Chordata, Actinopteri, Cichliformes, Cichlidae. Gene Ontology annotation, cellular component: vesicle; actin cytoskeleton; myosin complex. The transcript is spliced from 18 exons. Gene Ontology annotation, biological process: vesicle transport along actin filament; actin filament organization. The record is from RefSeq and is a predicted model, not a curated record.